Linum tenue is the source of this 343-nucleotide messenger RNA. NCBI's taxonomy places the organism in Eukaryota, Viridiplantae, Streptophyta, Magnoliopsida, Malpighiales, Linaceae. The record is from the annotation of a GenBank genome assembly.
UCUUCACUUUGCACAAGUUAUUCUCUUUAAAAAAAAAAAGUGAACAAGCCAAGCAUGAAGAACUCCAACAUUUUCCUUCUCUUCUUGGUGACACUUUUGGUCAUCAUUGGAAACGAGGUGGCAAUAGCGACGAGGGUUGGUGGUGGUGGAGAUGGGGGGAAGAAGUGCAAGGUAGGGACGUUCGACACGCCUCAGUGCGUUCCCCAAACAUGCUUCUUUCAGUGCGACUUGAAGUACGGGAACCCAGUUGUUGGUCAAUGUGAAAAUGGUGCUUGUAUUUGUUACGGCCCAUGUUGAUCGUCACUAUAGCUAUUUCUUGUAACUUAAUUAGUGCACCAAUAAA